Molecule: messenger RNA, 1591 nt
Organism: Geodia barretti
Lineage: Eukaryota; Metazoa; Porifera; Demospongiae; Tetractinellida; Geodiidae
Source: the annotation of a GenBank genome assembly
AGUGACGUCAUUAUACAAAAUUUGAAAGCGCCGCGGCCAGACGGACGACGUCGUGACACACUCGCUGAACGAUCCAGCGCUAGACGAUGGAAAAGUCAAAAGAAAGCGAGAUGGUGACAGAGCUUCGAGAGCAGGUGAGGCAAAGGAACACGGAACUGGAGGCGGUACAUGGAGACAUUCGAUCCAUCAGAGAUACAAUCCGGAAAGAGAGCCAAGAGCGGAAGAAAUUCAUGUCCAGCGUCAUUCGAGUAGACGAAGCAGCUGAGUUGGUGACAGAUCAUGAGCAACUGAGGGAGUCUCUACAAGUCAGACAGGCACAGCUGAGGAAUCUCCACACAGGAUCAGCCCAGGAGCAGAGGGAGUUGGAGAGGGUUAAGGAGCAGGUGGAGGAACUGCAGAAAUGCCAGCUCAAAGUGUCUGGCCAGAGAGAACAGGACACCCUGGCAGUAGAAGGUCUUACUAUAAUAUAGAGGAGUUGCUACAAUUGAAUAUUGAACAUUAGUAGUCCAUGGCUUAGGCUUAGGGUUACACUUUCAGUGAAGAACUUGUAUCGUUGUAGUCUAGGGUGACAAUUUUCUGCAUUUCGUGUGAAAUUGUUGGGUUUUCAUCAGAACUGAAGAGGCAGGAAGAGCAAGUGCAGGAGAUCUGUUCAGAAACUAAAGCUAGACUGGAGAAUGCUAAAGAGGACCUCGAUAAAUGUAAGGAGGCCACUAGGAACGUCAGCAAGUCCCACCCCCCAAGAAAGCCCUUGUCAGUGAGGCUGGAUCAGUUCAUUAUCACUACCUGCAAAAAGGCUGGACUAAAAGUGUAAUCACUCGCUGUUGUAGAAUUUUUCAUACUCCACGUUUUUUUUUUAACCUUGAUGUAUAAUUAUUAUUAUAAUAAUUAUGCUAACCAGGUUCAUAAUGUUUUCAUAAGACGAGAUAGAAGUAAUGCUCAAUGAAGGUUGAUGAAAUAGUGUAGGGUGGUCCGGUGUUUUGUAAACAGGGGAAUCUACAAGGGCUAUGCUAUGAGCAGUGGAAUAAUUAUGAGUUUGGAAAGUGAUUGGAUGAUGAUGUUUUUUCACAAUGAUAUCUCCAUAGUUUACCAUACCAUACAGCAAGCGACACUGUCCUAUAUACUGAGACAUGGAGUAUACACGUGGCCGUGGGAGAGGGUCAGAGGAUUCCGAGGAUUUCUCGGAGUCUCUCCUUCAUUGCUAGUUUCUGGUCCAGCAGACUCUGCUCUAGACUGUGGGCAGCUCUCAACAUUUCCUCAAUUCUCACUGGGAAGAACGUCUCAUACGCCACCCCCUCACUGACAUCUUCUUCACACUUGGCAAUGAGGUCGUGAACCUUGGCCUGCUCACUCCUAAUGACAGCCACUAGAUCCACAUCUAUCUCUUCACUCUCUCCUCCGUCCCCACUCCUACUGCCAGACUCUGCCUCACCAAUGACUAGAGGAUACAUGUCUUGAGAAGAGUGCUCCAUUCUGCCUUCACUGAGAGAAUCAGCAACGUCUUCAAAAUGACCUGCACCUUGAAUAAUGAAAAUUUAUGCGUCAAAUUUGUAGAAAAAAUGCACAAAUACCACUUCCAAGAAUUACGUCUUGC